AUGCCAGUCGUCUUUCGCCUGGAAGACGCGUCAAUAACACACAAUAUCCAAAGCCUGCCGAGGCGAAGCAUUCUGGCAACGUCGUCGGACAACCAAAUAGCAGUGGCACUGAUAGACAGACUGUACACGUUCAAGCACGAAAAAAAUGAAAUAAAACUGACCUGUAAAGCAAACACAGUCUCAUUCCCAAAAAAUGAGCAGACCGAAUUCAAUCAGCUGAAACUGGACGAAAAACAAAAAACGUACUACGAAGACCUGCAGAGAGUGAUGUGUACCUAUGCUGUGAUGGAAAUCUCAAGGUACGUUGGAAUCCAGCCGAAAAUGAUAAACAGGCUCAUAUGGAUCUGCUGGACACCAAAGUGUAAAAUAAACGAAGGAAAAGGAGUGUGUUUGCUCUGUACAGUAACAAUAGAUAACUCGAUUAACCUGUGGAUGCCGAGUCAGGAGGAAAAAGGAACGGAUUUGUAUAAACUGGAGAACAUACUGAAUCUGUCAAAUUCGUUAAUAAAUGAAGUUGGAAACAUGGAUGUCGAGGUUUGGGGAAGCAAAGCAGACAAGGAAGAGUCGAAGAAGAGAGUGCUCUUUAACCUGGUGACCACGGGACUUACGUCCUGCUGCUUCGUGGAGGAUCCUGAGAGCAAGGAGCAGGGGUUCCUGUGCGUGCUGAACGUGGAAGAGCACAUACUGCUGGUGUGGGUGUCGAGUGAGAUCAUGAAGGAGGAAGUGAGGGAGGAGGCAAAGGAUGUGAAAAGGAGACGCUCAACAAGGCCGAAGAAAGUAACAGAAGUAGGCCAAGAGGACGAGGAGGAAGAGGAGGAGGAGGAGGAGCCGCCGAAGAGGAGGAAGAAGGUGGCGGAAACUGUGCUGGGAAUGGCAGGGUUCAGCGCAAUGAACAAGGACUACUACGACCUGGACGCAUUCGACAUAAACAAGUGCAAGGACGUAUUCCCAGUGAACUCGAAGGUGAAGCUGAAACCCAUGCUUAGCUGCAAAACAGUGGCAGCAGUAAGAGUUAAUGUGUGCAGCUCAGUGGUGGCAGUGUGCAGGAACAAGUUGAAUUACCAAGUAUACUUCGCAGACAGAGGAGGAAUAAAGAAGUUUAACGCGCAGUUCGGCCUGAAACGGGAAGGCGGCCUUUUGAAAGUGGUAAACGUGAAAGUAAGUGAGACGAAGAGCAUGUACAGGACCGAAAGGGUAGUUGAGUCCUUAAAGUACUUCAGAAUGACAGGAAGAAGGGAAAAUGAGCUGCUGACGGGAUUCAGUGAGUCGACCUUCAUAGUCCACAACCUGAAAACAAGUGAAACGAGGGAGCUGGAGUGCGGAAGACUGCCAAUACUGUCGUACUCGCUCGAACACCAGUUCAUGGACCAGGAGAAGCUGGCGCUGGUGAACGUGGUGAACGGAGAGGGGGGGAUCUACAGGCUGCUGCUCGACGAGGACACGAAGAUAGAGCUCGAGGAGGCGGUGGAGAGUCCGAAGGAGCUGGCGUUUUGCCUCGCCACGCUCGGAGCGAACGAGGAAAUGACCUACGAGUGCCUGAUGAAGGGCCCGAUGCUGGAAGUGAGCUACGGCCUGGCCAACAAGAGCCUGUUCCACGUCCUCGUUCUCCUGAUCUCGAAGGGGGCGGACCUGGAGCUUUUUCUGGAGUACGUGGAGACGCAGAGGCCGAACAUGCCGCCGAACGCCGCCUUUUUCACGCUGAGGGAGGCUGAGAACCCCUUCCACCAGCUGAAGGCGGCUGAGGACCUGUUCGAGCUCAAGAAGCCUGACGACGAGUUCUACGAGUCGCUGCUAGCGAGCUGCCAGUGCAAGUGCGGGAUGACGCAGGCGCUGACCUGCUUCGCGCUUUACCUGUUCGCGUUCAUCGAGGCCUCGGGCACUACGCCGUUCGGGAGGAACGAGACCGUGGCCCCGAGCCGGAGCUGCGAGCCGCUUCUGUCGAAAAUGCUCCGGGGAGCUGCGCUGGGCGGCUGGGAGCUGCAGCUGAUAUACCAAACGUUAAAUCGCAUGUACAAGAGCAAGAUUUUAUCAGACUUGGCCGCCUUUGUGUCGAGGCAGUGGCCAACGGCAAAGUAG
Theileria orientalis strain Shintoku is the source of this 2076-nucleotide messenger RNA. RefSeq lists its product as hypothetical. Bases 1 to 2076 code for a protein of 691 amino acids. The transcript has 3 exons. Lineage: Eukaryota; Apicomplexa; Aconoidasida; Piroplasmida; Theileriidae. The record is from RefSeq and is a predicted model, not a curated record.